Molecule: messenger RNA, 372 nt
Organism: Caenorhabditis remanei
Lineage: Eukaryota; Metazoa; Nematoda; Chromadorea; Rhabditida; Rhabditidae
Exons: 4
Coding region: 1-372 (123 amino acids)
Source: RefSeq, a predicted model, not a curated record
AUGGUCGUCGGACUUUUUCUGGUUCCCCGACUGAAUCUCAGCACUCAAUCAUCGUUUGAUGCACUUGCUAAAGUCGCAGUCAUUGUGGGUCCGAUCGAGCCAGCGGAUAUAGAAAUAAAGCCAGCAUCCAGGAAGAAUCUGGAUUUCCAAGACAUUCAGGACAACAAAGACAUACAAUUCCAGGACGAGUUGGACUCUUUUGGAAUUCCAAGUUUCAAGAGAGAACUCAGAGGACCUAGACAACCAGGACUUUUAAGAUAUCCAGUCAUUCUGGGAGAUAUGGAGUCCCAAGAGCUGACUGAUAACAAGGAGCCAGGAGAGAAAGGACUUCCAACUCCGGUAGAAGCUCCUGACCUCCACGGAGAGAAGUGA